This is a messenger RNA of Protobothrops mucrosquamatus (brown spotted pit viper), 2031 nucleotides long. It is a transcript of the gene STRIP2, whose product is annotated as striatin interacting protein 2. The record is from RefSeq and is a predicted model, not a curated record. The transcript is spliced from 16 exons. Gene Ontology annotation, cellular component: cytosol. Lineage: Eukaryota; Metazoa; Chordata; Lepidosauria; Squamata; Viperidae. Gene Ontology annotation, biological process: cytoskeleton organization.
AUGGACCUUCUCCUGCAGGGAUCCAUAGAUUGUCCUAACCUGGAUUUUGAGUACGGAGAUGCUGACAGCCACGCAGCGGAGCUGGCAGAACUCUACAGCUACACGGAGGGACCCGAAUUUGCCCUCAACAGAAAAUGCUUUGAGGAGGAUUUUCAGAUCCAAGGGGUCUUUGGGGAGUGUGACACGGAAGCGGAUGUCCUCGGCUGGGCUCGACACAACAACUUCUUGCUGUACCAAAUGGGGACCUUCACAGCCUUUCUGGAACUGCUGAACAUGGAAGUGGCCAACACCGAGGCGCGCAGCAGUGCCCUGCGGAAGCCGGCCAUCUCUGUGGCGGACAGCACCGAACUCCGGGUGAUUUUGACCGUCAUGUACCUGAUGGUGGAAAACAUCCGGGUGGAAAUGGAGACAGAUCCUCCGAAGUGGACGGCGUCCCGAGAGAUGUUCAGAGCUGAGCUGAGUUAUCCGAUCCACAGCGAAGAACCGUUUGGGCUCUUGCUGUUCACGAUGGUGACCAAAUUCUGCAGCGAACAUUCCCCACACUUCCCCAUGAAGAAGGUCCUGCUUCUGCUCUGGAAGGUCCUGGUGCCUCUGAUGAAGCAAGACAGCCUAGACAUUUACAACGAGAGGGACCCCUUCAAGAACGAGGAGGCCAUGGUGGACGAAGAGGACCCCGAUGACAUCGCAAAUGGGCUGGAAGGAGAUCUGGACAUCUUGGAAAGGGGCAGCGUCCUCCAGGCUGUGCCGCUUCCAUGCCCACCUGUGGAGAAGGUCUCCUUCCCAAAGGGCCUUCCGUGGGCCCCCAAAGUCAGACAGAAAGACAUCGAACACUUCCUGGAGACGAGCAGGAACAAAUUCAUUGGAUUCACUCUUGGGCAAGACACCGAUACUUUAGUAGGCUUACCGUGCCCCAUCCAUGAAAGUGUGAAGACUCUGAAAGAGCACAAAUAUAUCUCGGUGGCCGAAGUGCAGAUCAAGAAUGAGGAAGAAAUGGAAAAAUGCCCCAUCUCUUUGGGGGAAGAGGAUGUGCAAGAGACGCCAUGUGAGGUUCUCUAUCAGGCCAUGCUCUACAACCUGCCACAGUACAUGAUUGCUCUGCUUAAGAUCCUGCUGGCCGCCGCCCCAACAUCAAAAGCCAAGACGGACUCAAUCAACAUCCUGGCUGACGUCUUACCGGAGGAAAUGCCGGUGACUGUCCUCCAGAGCAUGAAGCUGGGGAUCGACGUGAACCGGCACAAGGAAAUCAUCGUCAAGAGCAUCGCGGCUUCCCUGCUGCUCCUCCUGAAGCAUUUCCGGCUGAACCACGUUUACCAGUUUGAGUAUGUUGCCCAGCAUCUGGUCUUCGCCAACUGCAUUCCGCUCAUCCUGAAGUUCUUCAACCAGAACAUCAUGUCCUACAUCACCGCCAAAAACAGAGAUGCUCUUCUAUUGACAAUAUGUUGUGUUCUUCUCCCUUUUUUUGAAACGUUAGCCUGUUGGAAUCCCCUUGUGUUUGCACGGCGGUCCUUUUGCACAUAUUUGUACACUGCUUUUCUCCCGUUCGAUCUUAUUUCUUCCCGUCUGGUCUCCGGAUAGAUGCUGGUGGUGUUCAAGUCGGCUCCAAUCCUGAAACGCGCUUUGAAGGUGAAACAGGCCAUGAUGCAGCUCUACGUCCUGAAGCUGCUGAAGAUCCAGACCAAGUAUCUCGGGCGCCAGUGGAGAAAGAGCAACAUGAAGACCAUGUCAGCCAUCUACCAGAAGGUCCGUCACCGCAUGAACGACGACUGGGCCUACGGCAACGAUGUCGACGCUCGCCCUUGGGACUUCCAAGCGGAAGAAUGCAGCUUACGAGCCCACAUCGAGUCUUUUAAUAGCCGGAGGUACGACAAGAUCCGGGAUGCCGAAUUUUGUCCCGUCGACAACUGCCUUCAGAGCGUGCUGGGACAAGACUUAGAACUGCCCGAAGAUUUCCACUUUUCGUACGAACUCUGGCUAGAGAGAGAAGUAUUUUCCCAGCCCAUUCGCUGGGAAGAACUGCUGUGUUACCAGUGA